Molecule: messenger RNA, 955 nt
Organism: Aspergillus welwitschiae
Lineage: Eukaryota; Fungi; Ascomycota; Eurotiomycetes; Eurotiales; Aspergillaceae
Product: BUD31 family protein
Exons: 3
Coding region: 19-606 (195 amino acids)
Biological process (GO): mRNA splicing, via spliceosome
Cellular component (GO): nucleus; spliceosomal complex
Source: RefSeq, a predicted model, not a curated record
CUCGAACGCAUCUAUCUAAUGUGGAGCAAAUCAUUCUUUGGGCUACGGAAAACCAACAAGCUUUUGGUGUUUUGUUUCGCAAUAUCUCACUCCUGUCCCUCUUUUGAUCAGGCACGCAAAAUUGCCCUUGCUUUCUUAUUGUCGGCUACAUAUUCCAAAAUGCCCCCGGUACGGACCUCGCGCAAUCGCAAACCGCCCCCGGCAGGCUUCGAUGAUAUAGAGGAUACACUGCUGGAGUUCAGUAAUAAGAUGAAAGAUGCGGAGAAUGCAUCGCAUGACGGAAAGAAGAAGCACGAGAUGCUGUGGCCCAUAUUCCAAAUCAGCCAUCAGAGGUCCAGAUACAUAUAUGACUUGUACUACGAGAAAGAAGCCAUAUCAAAACAGCUGUACGAAUGGCUUCUGAAGAACAACUAUGCGGACGCCAAUCUGAUCGCUAAAUGGAAGAAGCAAGGCUACGAAAAGUUAUGCUGCCUCCGGUGCAUUCAGACGAAGGAAACGAACUUUAAUGCAACUUGCAUCUGCCGGGUACCUAAGGCGCAGCUCAAAGAGGAUCAAACAAUUCAAUGUGUUAGCUGUGGGUGCCGCGGUUGUGCUAGCAGCGACUAGCCUAAUCUCAAAACGAAAUUUCCUUCCUGUAUUUUAGCGUAUUCGGGUUCCGUUCAAUAAGUUGAAAGGCACAGGUCAUGCAGGUUAGACCUUUCUUUGGUACGGCGUUAGGUCAGGAAUUGAGAACUCAGAUAUCUUUUCCUUCCAUGAACUAUUUCCUCAUACGGUGCCCUUCGAACAUUUUUUCCGUUUCUGCUUGCUUCACGCAUCAGUCGACACCGACCCACUAGGCUCUGCUCAUCAUUCAGAGAACUAUACCGAACUCCAUAUCACCUUAAAUGGAACUAGGACCUAACACGCUUCUACGCUCUUUUACGCUUUACAAAUUACAGAAACAAUGCAAAUUGUG